Messenger RNA from Ipomoea nil (Japanese morning glory), 1826 nucleotides. Its product is annotated as UDP-glucose 6-dehydrogenase 2. Gene Ontology annotation, biological process: glycosaminoglycan biosynthetic process. The record is from RefSeq and is a predicted model, not a curated record. Gene Ontology annotation, molecular function: NAD binding; UDP-glucose 6-dehydrogenase activity. Lineage: Eukaryota; Viridiplantae; Streptophyta; Magnoliopsida; Solanales; Convolvulaceae. Gene Ontology annotation, cellular component: cytosol; nucleus. The transcript has 2 exons. Bases 200 to 1642 code for a protein of 480 amino acids.
GUGAUUUAGUAGUAAUGAGGCCAGCAGAUCUUAGAUCCACAACGACUAUUUAAGGAGCUGCCCGCCCUUGUAGCUCUCCAUGUAGAGAGGGAGUCCCUGCGAUUUAGUGUUGCCUAAACAUCUUCACCAUUUUCUAUACUUCUCUCUUCCUCGCUCUUCCAUUUUCGGAGCCACUAAGCACCGACCCAAUAGAGUAACAAUGGUGAAGAUUUGCUGUAUUGGUGCUGGGUAUGUGGGAGGACCCACUAUGGCAGUGAUAGCACUUAAGUGCCCCAAGAUUGAAGUGGCGGUUGUAGAUAUUUCUGUGCCUCGGAUCAAUGCGUGGAACAGUGACCAGCUCCCUAUCUACGAGCCGGGCCUGGAUGAUGUAGUGAAGCAGUGCCGAGGCAAGAACCUCUUCUUCAGCACGGAUGUGGAGAAACAUGUGCGUGAAGCUGAUAUAGUCUUUGUUUCUGUCAAUACUCCUACCAAGACCCGAGGUCUUGGAGCUGGCAAAGCUGCAGAUUUGACGUAUUGGGAGAGUGCGGCUCGCAUGAUUGCUGAUGUUUCGAAAUCUGAUAAGAUAGUUGUUGAGAAAUCAACUGUCCCUGUCAAAACCGCUGAGGCAAUUGAAAAAAUUUUGAUGCACAACAGCAAGGGAAUUAACUUCCAGAUCCUCUCGAACCCUGAAUUUCUUGCAGAGGGGACUGCAAUCGAAGACCUUUUUAAACCCGACAGGGUCCUCAUUGGGGGUCGGGAGACCCCAGAAGGGAAUAAGGCAGUUAAAGCACUCAAGGAUGUCUACGCCCACUGGGUGCCUGAGGAUCGGAUCUUAACCACCAAUUUGUGGUCUGCCGAGCUAUCAAAGCUGGCAGCCAAUGCAUUCCUGGCACAAAGAAUAUCUUCCGUUAAUGCCAUGUCAGCUCUCUGUGAGGCCACUGGAGCAGACGUUACCCAGGUUUCAUACGCUGUUGGCAAGGACACAAGAAUUGGUCCCAAGUUCCUGAACGCUAGUGUGGGCUUCGGUGGUUCUUGCUUCCAAAAGGACAUUCUGAACCUUGUUUACAUUUGUGAGUGCAACGGCCUUCCCGAGGUGGCUGAAUACUGGAAGCAAGUAAUCAAGAUCAAUGAUUACCAGAAAAGCCGCUUUGUCAACCGUGUCGUUGCAUCUAUGUUCAACACGGUAUCAAACAAGAAAGUUGCCAUCCUCGGUUUUGCUUUCAAGAAGGAUACGGGCGAUACCCGUGAGACCCCUGCAAUCGAUGUUUGCAAGGGGCUGAUGGGCGACAAUGCCUUGCUAAGCAUUUAUGACCCUCAGGUGAACGAGGAUCAGAUCCAGAGGGACCUCUCGAUGAAGAAGUUCGAUUGGGAUCACCCCCUUCAUCUCCAGCCAAUGAGUCCCACGACCGUGAAAAAAGUUUCCGUAGUCUGGGACGCCUACGAGGCAACCAAAGGUGCCCAUGCCAUCUGCAUUCUCACCGAGUGGGAUGAAUUCAAGAACCUCGACUACAAAAAGAUAUACGACAACAUGGAAAAACCCGCAUUUGUUUUUGAUGGUAGGAACAUUGUGAAUAUGGAGAAGCUGCGGGAGAUUGGGUUUAUCGUCUACUCGAUUGGUAAGCCGUUGGAUGCUUGGCUCAAGGACAUGCCUGCCGUCGCUUAGAUAUAUUCUUUAAUUCUCUUUUUGUCAUACUUUAGUUCCAAGGAUGUUGUCUUUGUUGCUGUCUGAGUUAAAGCCUACUCUGUAUUGAUGCUACUACAUUUUACCUGUUUGAUCCAUUUAUAAUAGUCGAGUUUUUAUUACCACUUGUGUUUAUUCUCGCAUUAUAAUAAAAGGAUGUGGGUUC